AUGGCGAUCAAAGAGGAAGGGCCUUGGGUCAUUGGGGCGAUGUGGUCUUUGACGGCUGUUGCGCUUGUCUUUGUCGUGCUGAGGGCGUAUACGAGAAUCUUUGUCGUCAAGUCUUUCGGUAUCGACGACCAUGUGUACAAUCUAGCCUGGAUAUUCCUUCUCCUCGACACAGUAUUCACAACCGUCGCAGUCGACUACGGCGUCGGCCGAGAUAUGGACGAUGUCAUCCAGAACAACCCCUCCGACCUAGCCCCGGCGCUCAUCUUCGAGGCUGUCAGCCAAAGCUUCGCGAUAGUAGGAAUGAGUUUAGCGAAAUGGUCACUCGGCUUGUUUCUUCUGCGCCUUGUGAAGCAGCAAUGGCACAAGGUGGCUAUCUGGAUAUCCAUGGCGAGUCUGAUGUGCGCCUCUAUCACUGUCUGCUUUGUGUACUGGCUGCAGUGUACGCCGCCGAAUUAUCUUUGGGAUAGGACUAUACCUGGUGGACGAUUGAGUUCUCAUGUGAGCCUGGUGAGGAUGCGGCUAACUGGAGGAGUUCUUUGUGUUGUGGUGGACUUUUUCCUUGCUGGCUUCCCUUGGUUGUUUAUCUGGGGGUUGCAGAUGAAGAUGAAAGAGAAGAUCGUCAUCCUCAGCAGUCUCAGUCUCGGCGUCAUUGCCGGAGCGUUUGGCAUCAAGAGAACUCUCGAAGUACCAAAGCUUAAGAGCCCCAAUCACACCAAGGACCCAGUCGGCCUAAUCGUCUGGUCCGCCGCCGAAAUGACCGUAACAAUGAUCUGCAUCGGCAUCCCCGUCUGCAGACCUCUUUACAAGAAAUAUUUCAGCAAAUGGAGUUCUCGUAACAGCAGCAAGUAUCAGCAGAACUCUGGCGCGUCAUUUCCUUUACAGACCAUUGGUGGAAGUAUAAAGUAUCCAGCUCAGGUUCAAAAGAAGGAUAGCACGUCUGAAUCUUCUGUGCAAGAGUAUGAACGAAGGGGUGUUGGGAGUUCAUAUGGUAAGAAUAAGGUGUUUGCGAAAGGGACGGAGAGGGGGUAUGGUGAGAAUCAGAGUGAGGAGGAGAUUCUGGGGCCUGACUUUCGGAGGAGUCAACGGGAGGACAUUGAAGCGCGUUAUUAUUAA
Messenger RNA from Fusarium tjaetaba, 1113 nucleotides. Its product is annotated as integral membrane protein pth11. The record is from RefSeq and is a predicted model, not a curated record. NCBI's taxonomy places the organism in Eukaryota, Fungi, Ascomycota, Sordariomycetes, Hypocreales, Nectriaceae. Bases 1 to 1113 code for a protein of 370 amino acids. The transcript has 5 exons.